Molecule: messenger RNA, 6229 nt
Organism: Phacochoerus africanus (Common warthog)
Lineage: Eukaryota; Metazoa; Chordata; Mammalia; Artiodactyla; Suidae
Gene: TSPAN4
Product: tetraspanin 4
Exons: 7
Coding region: 4811-5491 (226 amino acids)
Cellular component (GO): membrane
Source: RefSeq, a predicted model, not a curated record
GGGCCUCCUGGGAGAAGUUGAGGGGAGGUGGGAAUGAGGGUCCCAGUUGUGCACCUGCUUGGAGGUCAAGGUGCAGAGGCCUCCCCGGCCCCUGUCGGCACCCCCUUCCCUCUGAAUUCACCUCAAAGCGCCCAUUCUCCACGGGCAGAGCCCCCUCCAGGUCCUCUCCCUGACCCCGGCCCCUCGGGCACCUGCACACCUGGCAGGUCUCUAUUCCUGGACUUGAGCCUGACACUAAAGGCAGUGCCGCCUCCCCACCUGCGCCCCUCCCUGCUCAGGGCGGCCCGGCCCUGGAGGCACUGACUCUAUGUGCCCUGUUGGGUGGGUUUUCUCUGGGGCCCCACAUGGGGUCUGGGAGAGCAAGUUUAGGCCUCCAGCCUUGGGUCCCAGUGAGGCCGGAAGAUGUCACCCAUCUGUCCGGGGGUUGGCCUGCCUGGUCUUGCAGGUCAUCAGCUCCUUGGUGACAGCAGGAAACAGGCCUGCCUGUUGUCCCGUGCUUGCAGCCGGGGUGUCCUGAGACAGGGAGCCAGGAAGGCGCAGGCUGGCAGAGGGGCACCUGGGGGGUGCCGUCGGGCUCCUCAGAGCUGCUGACCUUCAGAGCUACACCGCAGCAGCCUGGCCCUCGCUGGGCAGGGACAGCUCCACUGGGGAGGAGGCCUCACAAAUGUGGGCAGCGUAGGGCCAGGGGCCUGGAGCCGGAGGCGGGGGUCCCCUGGAGAGGGGGCGGGGGAGGGGAAGGAGGCGCUCUCCGAGCUCCGGGUCUGGCUGCGCAGGGCCCCGCGGCCCAGCGCCUCCCGGAUUUGGAUCUGCUGGGCUCUGCUCCCCCGCCCCAUUCUUGCCUCUGGGCUGCUCCCCUGCGGUGUCGCCGGGCUGGGGUUGGGACAGAGCCCUGCCUGCCGCUCGAUUUCUGCUGCCCAGGCCUCCCGGGCCCCGGGCAAGUCCUGCUGUCCUCAGUCCGCCUGCAGCACAUGGGGCCCCGCGUGUCCCCUUUGGCGUUAAGAGACCGAGGCCAGGCCUGCUGUCACUGGCCUCUGGGCAAGGUGCCCUGGGUGGCAAUGGGGCUCAGAAGAGCUGGAGGACCGCCUCCCCGAGUCCCCCUGCAGUUGGGGAAACUGAGGCAUGCCCAGAGCGCUGUGCUGGAGGUCAGGGGAUGGGGAGAGACCUCAGAACCCUGGUUCCUCUUGGCCCCGGCCUUUGUCUGUGCGGCCUGGCUGCGAUGGCCGGGGGAGGGCAGUGGGGGUUCUGCCGCCUGGGGACCACAGGCAGGGUGGGCGGGCGGGCAGUGGGUGUGGCUCCUGGGCUGUCCUGGCCCAGUCACGCCAGGACAUAUCACCAGACAGCUGUCCCGCACCAGCUUCUGUCCUUGUGGCCAGCGGUUGGCCGGCUGGACAGAUGGGGACUCUGGGGCAGUGGCACAGGGUCUCCUGCUUCUGGUCCCCGCCCCCCGCCCCCUCUCUGCUGCUGUGGGGAAGGCGGACACACAGUUCCCUUCUCAGCAGUGCAGCUCUUAGCAGCGAGUCAGUUGGUGGCUUGUCCAAUGGGUUGGGGUGGCAGUGGUUGGUCAGGGGCUCUGCCUGCCCAGCUGUGGGCUCCAGCCGGCUCUGGUCCACCCAGUGACCCAGAUGGGCCGCAUGGGGCCUCCAAGAGGGCCCCCAGAGGCCUUCCUGCUGGGAGGAGGGCGUGGACAGAAGCUUCUAGAUGUAAAGCAGAGGUGGAGUGGGCUGCAGGCCAGGUAGGAGUUUUGUCUGGGGCAGAGAGAUAUAGCCUGAGCUGCUGGGGGUGCAGGGGGCUGUGGAGAGGCCAGGAGGUUCCCCACCCGAGGCCCUGCCCCCUGUGUGCCCUGAGGGUCAAGCCAGUGAGGUGCCAGGGCCUGGCCCGGCCACGCCCCUCCUCCUUGGACCCUGGCCUCAGGGAGUCCCUGGGCGGUGGGGCCACCUCCCUGAUGGGCCAGAGCCUGGUCCUCUCAUCUUCGAGCCUUGAGGGCACCAUGACGUAGAUUUUAAGUGGAUGGCACAGAAAUUGUCCUCCAGGGAACAACAUCUGGCCAGAAUGGGGAGUGUCCCCUUGGGCCCAGAAGGCCCGAGGGCCUCCGCCCAGUCCUCUCUGCCUUGGGCAGCUGCAGCCCUGACUCCCGGCGCGCGGGACACGUCUGCCAUUCCUGAGCUUCACGUAGCCGGGCUCUCCCCCUCUCCCCCGUGGCUGGUCUUGGCUGGGAGGUGCGUGUCACCCCACCGUGCCAACCCCCACCCCAGGGCUGUGGGCACCCAGCCCUCCUGUUCAGGGACUUGGCCAGCUGCCCGGCCAUCUGCCACGCUGAGCCAUGUGACUGGAGGGGCAGCAGCAGAGGGCUGGGUGGCACCUUCGGCCCGUGGCCUGGAGGCGCAGCACCUGCCCAGCCCCAGGCCAACCCGAGAAACAGAGACAGCAGGAAGUGGGGAGCAUGUGCCGGGUGCUGGGGCUGGGGACAGGUGGGGACAGUGGACAGGGUGAGCGCUCCAGGUGUGUGGGAGGGAGACAGAGGCAGUGGGUGGGCUUCCUGGGCUUCCCUCCCAGGCCUUCGCGGGGUUGGGUUGGGGUCUGCUCCCGGGCCCCACCUGGGCUUCUCUCUGGCCCCGGAAGGGCUGGGAGGUGGGGCGGGGAGGUGCAGGGCGGCCCCCACUGCUGAUUCCCGGGCCACCGGUCCUGGGAGAGACCUGGGACCGCUCGUCCUGCGUCUGUUGUUCUGAGUCUAACAGGGCCCAUUUUCUCCUGUCCUGGAGGCUGUAAUUUUCCUGCCAAAAUGUUUUAAAAGCUGCAUAUGCAGAAACAUUUUCGAAAUUACAGGUAAUUUUGGCUGCCACGUGCAUUCGUCCUGCUAGCGCGUGCGUCUGGGAGCUCCCGCUGAUUGGUCUGGGCGGAUGAGCUUCGGGGCAACGCGCCCGUGACGUGCGCGUGCGGUCGGUGGCACCGUGCGGGGGGUGAGGCGUCUGACGGCGUGGGAGUGUGUCCGUGUCACAGCCGGUGGGGGUCUCUUGCCUCCACCUCUCCGGGCCCAGGCGCCCGUGCUUCCUGGGGUCUUAAUUAAAGCAAUGCGUUUCCGCCAGGGCCCCCCCAACCUGGCUGGACCCGCACGGCUGCUCUGCCCGCAGCGUCCUCCCGGUGCCCUUCCAGGCGUCCCGCGGGCUGAGGGAGCUCAGAGGGGCUCGUUUUCCUGCUGACAGGAGCCGUCGCUGGAGCUGGCGUCCUUGAAGGCAGAGCCAGACGGGCGGGCUGCUGGGUUUUAAGUAACGAUUCUCCCCGUGGCACCAGCACCUCCCGCUGCAGAGGCAGCCCCACCCGCCCCGCCGUGUCGCUGGCCUGGGGGCUCACUCCCAGAGUGGGUGCUGUGGAGCUGGGUGGGGGGCCUGGCUGGCCGGGGCACUCACUCUUUCCCUUCACCAGCUUCCUCCGUGGAGAGGCUUCCCCAGCCCCUGCCCAUCCCCCGGGCCGGUCCCUCCUCUGCCCAGGGCCAGGCAGAGGCCAGGGGAGCCCUCUCUGCACGGACCCACUGGGUGCUCCCCAGCUCCGGUGUCCUUGGAGGUCCCACGAGACCAGGGACGCCCCUCGCUCGGUCCCCAGUUCUUGCCUGCAGGUCAGGUGGGAGAUUGAAGGCGUAGGCACCUGCCCAGCCUCGCCUGUGCCCCGUGGCGGGCCCUGGGCCGGCGUGGGGUGCCCAGUUUUGCUCCCUGCCGGGCUUGCCUGCAGUCAGCACCAUGGACAGCUCCGCUCCUGGGGCUGCUGUGGGGGGCUCACCCCCGACCCCACGGAUGCAGGUGCACUGUGCUCCGGCCCGUCCGGGGCUGCGCCAAGCCCGGCUCUGGCGAGGGUGACCCUCCGGGCCUCACCUGCUGUCGGUGCUGCUUCCUCAGCCCCGGCCACACAGCCCAGGCUGCGGCCCCCACCCUGCCUUAGGGCGGGAUGGACAGGCCAGGGCAGGAGGAGCCCUAUCAGGUGCCCAGGGCUGCCCCGUCCCCGCCCUGAGCCAGCAUCCAGAACACGUGUUGCUUCUAACUCUCAGAUAGAAGCUCUUGGGUUCUGGGAAGGUGCAACAAGGGACAGAGAGGAGCCCUGCACUUGCCCUAAGCUGACCAGACGCCCACCGGGGGGUGGGCGUGCCAGCCUGGGGGCUCUCCUGCCUGGCUCAGCCAGCCUUGGGCAAGGCCCAGCGGGACCUCAAGCAGCAGCAGGAGCCCCUGGCCGUUUGGCCCUCAGGCUGGGGGCUGUGUGCCCCCGCGACUGCGGUCUCCUGCCAGCCUGGCUUAGGGCACGUGUGUGCUCGCCAGGGGCUUAGUGAGAGUGGAGCAGCGCCUGCCCCACCCCUGCAGCCAGGGCUGGGGGGCUGGUGGGGGCAGUGGGGACGGCCUCCUUGGGCGGAGUCUCGGGGCCCAUCUGGCCUAAGUCGUGGGGUCCCUGCCGGGGUCGAGACCAGGCAUUGAGAAGGCUCCUGGGCCCAGGGGUGCAGGCCCCCAUGACCCAACCAGUCCUGGAGGGGGGGCGGGGACCCCCGGGCUACCUGGCCUUCCCCGAGCCCUCAGUUCAGGUGGCCUCCCCGUGCCCAGGCUGCCGGGGGCCCUAGGCUGGUCAGCAUUUGUGGAGGCUGCGGGCCCCCGGCCGGGCCCCGGACUCGGUCUGUGGCGCAGGGGCCUCAGAGUCCAGGGGCGGGGGUGCCCACACAGGAGCCACAGUGCUCUCUGCCCCCCUGGCCCUCCCCUGCGCCCCGCCGGGCGUCCCGUCCUCACGGAAGGCCCGGAGGCCUCCCUGGACGUCCCCGAUCGUCCCCGUGCGCUGACCGAUGCCUGCGGUGACGAGCCAUCGAGAGCUAGGAGGCUGCGGCAUCCUGGGUGUCGGCAUCUGGCUGGCUGCCACGCAGGGCAACUUUGCCACCCUGUCCUCCUCCUUCCCGUCGCUGUCGGCCGCCAACCUGCUCAUCGCCACCGGCACCCUCGUGAUGGCCAUCGGCUUCGUGGGCUGCAUCGGCGCCAUCAAGGAGAACAGAUGCCUGCUGCUCACCUUCUUCGUGGUGCUGCUGCUGGUGUUCCUGCUGGAGGCCACCGUCGCCGUCCUCUUCUUCACCUACACGGACAAGAUCGACAGGUAUGCCCAGCGGGACCUGAAGAAGGGCCUGCACCUGUACGGCACCCCGGGCAACGUGGGCCUCACCAACGCCUGGAGCAUCAUCCAGACCGACUUCCGCUGCUGCGGGGUCUCCAACUACACCGACUGGUUCGAGGUCUACAACGCCACACGCGUGCCCGACUCCUGCUGCCUGGAGUUCAGCGACAGCUGCGGGCUGCACGCGCCUGGCACCUGGUGGAAAGCGCCGUGCUAUGAGACGGUGAAGAUGUGGCUCCAGGAAAACCUGCUGGCCGUGGGCAUCUUUGGGCUGUGCACAGCCCUGGUGCAGAUCCUGGGCCUGACCUUCGCCAUGACCAUGUACUGCCAGGUGGUGAAGGCCGACACCUACUGCACGUAGGCUGCUUACCGCCCGCCACCGCCGCUUCGCUGCCAAAGGACGUCGCCCACUGGGGAGAUGACACCUGCCCCUCCCACUGCAGGACCUCUCGCCAGCCCGGGCGUGGGGCAGGGAGCAGCGGGGCCUGUGAGUGCCGCGCCCGUGCCUGGGCUGGGGGCCGGAGGGGCCUGGGAGCUUGACGCCCCAGCAUCCUCCCAGCGGUGCUUCCCCCAGGGCAGCGGGCAGGGUGGGAGGCGCAGGGCGACCGCUGGUCCUGGUCCUGGUGCUCAAGGUGGGGCUGCAGCCCCGUCACCCACAUUCCACAGCCGCACCCCGCGGUGGGCCAGGCCUCCGGGGCGCCUUGAUAAAGCGCGUGGGCAGCAGACCCCCCCCCCCCCCCCCCCCGCCACCGUGUCUCUCACUGCCCUGCCCCCGGCGCGCCACACUCGGGCGGCCCUGUGUGGUCCAAGAUUCUCCACCCACUGACCUGCACAGACCCCGCCGCCGCCGAGCCCCCCUGCCCACCGUUGGGGGCUCCUGCGCCCCAGCAGACGGCAGAUGAGCCCUGAGCCUCGCUGACCCACCCACCCCUGCCGGUGCUACGGACGCCCCCCGGUCCUGACGUGGGGAGGCCCCACAGAAUGGAGAAUGGAGUUGAGCUCCCCUUUUUCUGUUCUCUUUCUAGUCCUGGGAUCUCUGCCCCCUUGUCACUCUUGAUUUUGCAAAUAAAGCCGGCUGGCAGGGGUGAGGCAGCUGUCA